CUGACAUUCAUCUGCCUUGCCCAAAGCGGAAGGCCCAUGCGUGGGGUCUGGGCUUCUGGACGCAAACAUGUCACGAACAACCUCAAGGUCGACGAGUUGGCCGAUCCGGGGAAUAGAGGCUGCGUUAUCGGUGUCAUGGCACGAGAUAGACCUGUUGCCGCUUCUUGGCCGCCGUGCAGUCACUUGCAUCCUCCGACUGCCACAGCUGGGCUGGGCUGGCCGUCUUGCAAUGGUCCUGGUGCUGAGUAUAAGACCACCAUCUUAGCUCUUCUUCCUAGAAAUACUCUCCCUUUGUUCCAUCAAGCCCAGCAACGGCACAAGCAAGCAUACAUCAAA
Molecule: messenger RNA, 336 nt
Organism: Microdochium trichocladiopsis
Lineage: Eukaryota; Fungi; Ascomycota; Sordariomycetes; Xylariales; Microdochiaceae
Exons: 1
Coding region: 68-265 (65 amino acids)
Source: RefSeq, a predicted model, not a curated record